GGUCCGACCCCGGCUGCUGCUGCUCGUAGGAUUUUGAAUCACCAUGAUAAUAAGCAGAUGUCUUCGAGCAGAAAUAAUAGUAGGUUUGGAUUUAGGCAAGUGAAGCCCUGAGAAAGUAUGAUGAGGAGUGACAGUUGUGGAAGUAAAGAUAGUAACAAAAAGAUGGGGACAAGAUGGUCGAGGUUAGAUAGACGAUCCUCCGAUCAAUGCAUAAGCCGAUCUUUUCCUGGGGAGCAGCAGCAGCGACAGCAAGCAAGCUUUGGGGUGAUGAACUAACUGGCUUUUGGAGGGGAUCCGAUCCGGCUCUUCUCUCUCUCAGCUCUUUCCUUUCCCUCCGUCUGUCUCCUUCUCUCUUCCUCUCGGGUGUCUCUCUGACUCGACCGGUUAGUCAGGCAGACAUCGGCAAGAGAGUGAAAAGCAGAAAAUGGCAUAACCGACCAACUAACUCAAACCCAAACCCCAAAGGCCCGCUGAGGAAUUCCGUGCCGUGGAAUUGGAACCUUCCGAGAUGGCGUGUUGUCUCAUUCUCUUCUCUUCUCCUUCUUCCCCCUCCAUCCGGUUCUCAACAAAGUUCCAAUCGGGAACUGGAGAGAGUCGUGCAAUGAAGAAAAAUCUAUAAAUUGUCGGUAGUAAUAGUAGUAGAUCUUAUCAUGCCUUUCCCCUCAAUUGUUGAGUUCCCGAUCGUUAGUCUUUUUGGCAGCUUCCCUUCAAUCCUUCCUUCCUUCCUUCCUUCCUUCCCUUUGUUCUUUUCAAUGUGUCUGUCUGUUGUUCCGCAUGGACCAAGCCAACCGUGAAUCAUUCCCGCUCGGCAAUUUCCCACCCAAUGAUUAAUCGCCCAUUGGUGUUCAUCUGAUGUUCCCUCAUCGUUCGUUCUUCUCAUCCUGGCGCUGCCCUUCCUUCCCGGCUGUGUCCACACCAUUCCAUUCCAUCCAUCCACAGUCUCGGGUCCGGUGAGGUCAUCGACGCAACUCCCUGGUUUAGUUAACUGAGUUCGUCAACGCAACUCUGUCUAUCCCCACUUGUUAGUCUAGUUCAGGACAUUAGUGUAGUUAGUGCAAUGUAGUCACUUCAGGUUUAGUAAAUUUAAUUG
This is a messenger RNA of Aspergillus eucalypticola CBS 122712, 1090 nucleotides long. RefSeq lists its product as uncharacterized. The record is from RefSeq and is a predicted model, not a curated record. Lineage: Eukaryota; Fungi; Ascomycota; Eurotiomycetes; Eurotiales; Aspergillaceae. The transcript has a single exon. The coding region runs from base 207 to 605 and encodes 132 amino acids.